Messenger RNA from Microthlaspi erraticum, 531 nucleotides. The record is from the annotation of a GenBank genome assembly. Lineage: Eukaryota; Viridiplantae; Streptophyta; Magnoliopsida; Brassicales; Brassicaceae.
AUGACGGGUGGUCCGGCGAGGACAAGCUCACUAAUGGACGAUCUCUUGGGACUCCUUAGAAUCCGCAUCAAACGCGGCGUUAAUCUCGCCGUCCGUGACAUCAAUAGUAGCGAUCCGUACGUCGUCAUCAAAAUGGGUAAACAGAAAUUGAAGACUCGAGUAAUUAACAAAGACGUAAAUCCAGAAUGGAACGAAGAUCUGACUCUCUCCGUCACAGACUCCAAUCUUACCGUCCUCUUGACGGUGUACGACCACGACAUGUUUAGCAAGGACGACAAGAUGGGUGAUGCAGAGUUCGAGAUAAAGCCGUAUAUCCAGGCUCUAAGGAUGCACCUUGACGGUCUUCCUAGUGGAACCAUAGUGAGCACGGUUCAGCCAUGCCGCCGCAACUGUCUAGCCGAGGAGUCUCGAAUCACAUGGGUCGACGGUAAGCUCGUACAAGAUCUCGUUCUCAGACUGCGACAUGUCGAAUGCGGAGAAGUGGAGGCUCAGCUUCAGUGGAUUGAUCUCCCUGGCUCCAAGGGUCUAUGA